UUCCAAAAUAUGUGUCUGGCAACCCUGCGCCUUGGCGCCAUUUUGAAUUAUCAAACGUCAAGCCAACAGUUGUAUAGUUGAUGCUUCUAGUUGUGACGAAAAAUCUCAAAAGUAUUCUCUUCAUAAUCCGUAUUAUAAAAGUUUAUAUAAAUUCUUAAAGAUGUCGGAGGUGUAUAAGGCUGUGUGUGAAAAACUACUACUUAAGGAAGGCAAGUCAAACGACUUGUGUUGUUUGUGCUUAACAGUAGUCGAUGAGCACGCCAUUUCUGUGAACGAUGAAGUCAUGGUGUUCCCAGAGAAUGCCGAUGAAGAUUUGAAACUUAUGGGCAGGAUAUUGGUGGAAAUUCUGGGUGAAAAUAUUACCCAGUGCAUGUCUGUAUUUGAGUCAGUAUGCAAGCAGUGUGCGCAAUCAGCAAUUGACAGUUACAAAUUCAUUAAAAAAUCUAAGGAGACCAUGGAGAACCUGAUAUGUGCCACAGAUGAUCUUGGAAAUUGUUUUGAGAAUGUUUCUGAAGAAACAGACACCUACCAAACCCUGUACGUAUCAAUAGUUCCCAAGGAUAAAACAAUGCAACAAUUCUAUGAUGGAAAAAAGCAAACAAAUCCCAGUGAAACAGCAUUAGCACGAUUCCAUUUUAUUGCUUACGGAUCUACUAAACCCGUAAAGGGCAAUGAUGGUUACAAGAAACCCAGGGAUUACUCUACUAUUUUUAUUAAGACUCAUGAACUAGUAGCUGACCCGAGCAAGCCAAAGGAAUACAAGUGUAAGAUGUGUCUUAAAAUGUACCCAACUUCAGGUAAUCUACGACAGCACUUCUUUUCAGCUCAUUUUAAAAAGGAGUUCCCUUGUUCCGAAUGUUCAAAAAGUUUUGGCACUGCUGGCCUGUUGCAAACACACAUGUCUAUUAGCCAUUGCACUGUAGAAUGUAGUGAGUGUGGUAAAGUGCUGCUCAACAGAACUAGUACUUUAAAACGCCAUGCUAAGAUACAUUCCAAGUCUCGUAAGAUCUGCUAUAGAUGCGGAAGAAUGUAUAAGAAAGUUACAGACUUUAACAAGCAUAUGGCUCAGGAUACUUGUCAGAUGCCUUCUAGGAUUCCAGGUGACUACACAUGUGACACCUGUGGCUAUCAUUGCAACUACAAACACCAGCUUCUAAACCACAUCAAGUAUGAGCAUACAGAUGCAGAGGGACAUGUUUGCCAGUGGUGCAAUAGGAAGUGCUACAGUGCUUCUGCCUUAAAGACACACAUUCUCAAGCAUACUAAGGAAAAAAAUUAUGUCUGCUCUGUAUGUGGUGGCAAAUUUGUUACAAAGCAGUCUUUAAUAAACCACACAAGGCUCCAUACAGGAGAGAGACCUUAUCCAUGUAAUCAAUGUGACCAGAGUUUCCUAUCUGCUUCAAGAAGGAAUGAUCAUAUAGAACGGUACCAUGUAAGCAAAACUUUUGAUUGUGAUCUAUGUGAUGCCAAAUACAGUGCAAGAAGAUCCCUAGUCAAACACAGGAAGAGGCACUUUACUAUGGAUCAUGAAUAUUAGAACUUUAAAGAUAUGUUAUGUACAUAAUGUAUGUAUAUUAAUGGAAUAGAUUUUUAGUUUUAAAAUAUAAAUUGAGCUUGAAUCUAAAGCAAUAAAUAACAUCAUGGAUUAACGCUUAUUUUAUUAUUAAAUUGUAAUGGAUGUAAGGUAUCAAUUGAAGUUGUGUGUUAUAUUUGGCUAUGUACUUCUUAUUUAGUGUGGAAAUAUGUAUGUCAUUGUGGAAUAAUAUAGAAUAUGAUGACAAUAAUAA
Messenger RNA from Pectinophora gossypiella (pink bollworm), 1787 nucleotides. Its product is annotated as gastrula zinc finger protein XlCGF57.1-like. The coding region runs from base 161 to 1537 and encodes 458 amino acids. The transcript is spliced from 2 exons. Lineage: Eukaryota; Metazoa; Arthropoda; Insecta; Lepidoptera; Gelechiidae. The record is from RefSeq and is a predicted model, not a curated record.